Messenger RNA from Homalodisca vitripennis (glassy-winged sharpshooter), 695 nucleotides. It is a transcript of the gene Burs, whose product is annotated as bursicon. Gene Ontology annotation, biological process: animal organ morphogenesis. Bases 129 to 596 code for a protein of 155 amino acids. NCBI's taxonomy places the organism in Eukaryota, Metazoa, Arthropoda, Insecta, Hemiptera, Cicadellidae. Gene Ontology annotation, molecular function: receptor ligand activity; BMP binding. The transcript is spliced from 4 exons. The record is from RefSeq and is a predicted model, not a curated record.
ACGGCAAUCCAUCCACUCUGUGUAAUGUUCUCUUAAUAUUCAUGUCAUGCAUGUUACAUUUAAAACUCAGUCUAACAUUUACAGCACUUCAUUAAUAUUUGUAGAAUUUUAUUUUUGAAUAUUUUUUAAUGAUGGCAUUUGUGCACACGUUUGUGGACACAGUGUUGGCGAGUAUACUGUUUAUCUACAUUGCAACAGUAACGUGCAAUGACGCCUCUAAACCUUCAGAUGAGUGUCAGGUGACACCUGUCAUUCAUGUGCUCCAAUAUCCUGGAUGUGUGCCGAAACCCAUCCCUUCAUUUGCCUGCACCGGCAGAUGUAGCAGCUACCUCCAGGUGAGUGGUUCGAAAAUCUGGCAAAUGGAACGCUCAUGUAUGUGCUGCCAAGAAAGUGGGGAGAGAGAAGCUAGUGUUUCUUUGUUCUGUCCGAAAGCUAAAGCAGGAGAGAGAAAAUUUAGAAAGGUAAUCACAAAGGCACCGCUGGAGUGCAUGUGCAGACCCUGCACAGGAGUGGAGGAGAGUGCAGUAAUUCCCCAGGAGAUCGCAGGAUACACUGAUGAAGGCCCUCUAAAUGCACACUUCCAGAAAUCACAGUAAAUAGUGAUAGAAGUGCAGCUAAAGAUGACUUCUACAACUUUUAAAAGUUCCUUUAUUUUGUAUAUUUGAUGUGCAAAAAAUAAACCAAUCUGUUACUAG